This is a messenger RNA of Columba livia (rock pigeon), 1051 nucleotides long. It is a transcript of the gene RBM7, whose product is annotated as RNA binding motif protein 7. The transcript has 5 exons. Lineage: Eukaryota; Metazoa; Chordata; Aves; Columbiformes; Columbidae. The coding region runs from base 85 to 870 and encodes 261 amino acids. Gene Ontology annotation, biological process: regulation of alternative mRNA splicing, via spliceosome. The record is from RefSeq and is a predicted model, not a curated record. Gene Ontology annotation, cellular component: nucleus. Gene Ontology annotation, molecular function: single-stranded RNA binding.
GACGUGGCGCACCGGCUGACGCAGCACGUGACGCGACGGCGCCUGCGCAGUGCCGGUGAGCGCGCUCCUGCCCGGGCCGCGGCGAUGGGGGCUGCGGCGGCCGAGGCCGAUCGCACCCUGUUCGUGGGGAACCUGGACCCCAAGGUCACCGAGGAGCUCAUCUUCGAGCUGUUCCACCAGGCCGGCCCGGUGGUGAAGGUGAAGAUCCCCAGGGACCGCGACGGGCGGCCCAAGCAGUUCGCCUUCGUCAACUUCAAGCACGAGGAGUCGGUGCCGUACGGGCUGAGCCUGCUGAACGGCAUCAAGCUGUACGGGCGGCCCAUCAAGAUCCAGUUCCGCUCAGGGAGCAGCCACGCAUCUCAGGACGGGAACCCAUCCUGUUCCCCGCACGGUGCUGCCAACGCCAGCCCGGCACACCCGGCGCCCUCCUGCGGCAGAUACGACAGGAGCCCCGACGGCACAGCAGCAGCGGGAUUCCCGCCGGCGCAGAGGCCUCUGCCGCCAGACGCCCUUCAGCGGCAGGUGCUGCAGAAGAACGUCCCGUGGCAGCACGCGCCGCCCUUUGGGAAAUACGAACCGCCUGGAUUCUCCUUCCUGCCGCCCCCGCACGCGUUCCCCCCCGCGCCGCGGCGCCCCGAGCUGCCGGCACCGCGCAAGGGCCGGCUGGGCGCCCACCCGUACCUGCCCGAGAGCCGGCGCUUCGGCGAGCGCGGCAAGCGCGAGGAGCCGGGCGCGGAGGAGCGGGACGAACACCGGUACCGGGCGGGCCGCGACGAGCCCGCCUACGAGGAGCGGCAGCGCGACAGCUGGAGCCACGACUACCGCAGGGACGGCUACCGGGACGUGCGCUGGCACCCGGCGCGGCACUGAGCGGCGCAGGACUCACGGCAAAGGAAAACCGGAGCUGUUUCUUACCGAGUAUACGUAUAGAAAAUACAAACCCAGCCCCUCGCGGUUACCUUUUAACGUUUGUAAAACCCUGAGCAGCAUCGCGCUGCAAAGCCUCUCGAUUUCAAAGGGAUUAACUCUGCACCUCAGGGGUUCCCAAAAA